Messenger RNA from Homarus americanus (American lobster), 1638 nucleotides. RefSeq names its product proline-rich protein 36-like. The coding region runs from base 1 to 1638 and encodes 545 amino acids. The transcript is spliced from 5 exons. The record is from RefSeq and is a predicted model, not a curated record. NCBI's taxonomy places the organism in Eukaryota, Metazoa, Arthropoda, Malacostraca, Decapoda, Nephropidae.
AUGGUUGCAUCUCCUCCUACCGCCACCGCUACAGCCGCCACCGCUACAGCCUCCACCACUACAGCCUCCACUGCUACAGCCGCCACUGCCACAGCCGCCACCACUCACAGUCUCCACCACAGCCCGCCACAGCCUCCACCACCACAGCCGCCACUGCUACAGCCUCCACUGCUACAGCCUCCACCUCAUCACAGCCUCCACUGCCACAAGCAGCUGCCACCGCCACAGCCGCCACUGCUACAGCCUCCACCACUAGUAGCUCUCCACUAUAGCCUCACCGCUACAGCCUCCACCUCACCACAGCCUCCACUGCUACAGCCUCCACCGCUACAGCCUCCACCAGCCUCCACAGCCUCCACCGCCAGCCGCCACUGCUACAGCCUCCAAUUCAAGAUCACACCACUCAACAGUCAAGAUCACACCACUCAACAGUCAGGACCACACCACUCAACAGUCAAGAUCACACCACUCAAGAUCACAUCAUCCCCCUCAACAGUCAGGAUCACACCACCAAGAUCACAUCAUCCCCCAACAACCAGGAUCACACCACUCAAGAUCACAUCAUCCCCCCUCAACAGCCCCAAGAUCACACCACUCAAGAUCACAUCAUACCCCUCAAGUCAGGAUCACACCACUCAAGAUCACAUCAUCCCCCUCAACAGCCAGGAUCACACCACUCAAGAUCACAUCAUCCCCCCUCAACAGCCAGGAUCACACCACUCAAGAUCACAUCAUACCCUCACCCUAAGCAUCUCCCUCAGUCCAGUAUCUCCCCAGUCCAGUAUCUCCCUUAGUCCAGCAUCUCCCUCAGUCCAGUAUCUCCUCAGUCCAGUAUCUCCCCAGUCCAGUAUCUCCCUUAGUCCAGCAUCUCCCCCACCCUCAGUCCAGCAUCUCCCUCAGUCCAGCAUCCCUCAGUCCAGUAUCUCCUUAGUCAGCAUCUCCCUUAGUCCAGCAUCUCAGUCAGCAUCUCCUCAGUCCAGUAUCUCCUCAGUCCAGUAUCUCCUCAGUCACAUUCCCCUCAGUCCAGUAUCUCCCUCAGUCCAGCAUCUCCUCAGUCCAGUAUCUCCCUUAGUCCAGCAUCUCCCUCAGUCCAGCAUCUCCUCAGUCCAGUAUCUCCCCAGUCCAGUAUCUCCCCAGUCCAGUAUCUCCCUCAGUCCAACUCCCUCAGUCCAGUAUCUCCCUAGUCCAGCAUCUCCCCAGUCCAGUAUCUCCCUCAGUCCAGUAUCUCCCUUAGUCAGCAUCUCCUCAGUCCAUCUCCUCAGUCAGUAUCUCCUCAGUCCAGUAUCUCCCUCAGUCGAUCUCCCUAGUCAGCAUCUCCUCAGCCCAUCUCCCCAGUCCAGCAUCUCCCUCAGUCCAGUAUCUCCUCAGUCCAGUAUCUCCCUAGUCCAGCAUCUCCCUCAGUCCAGUAUCUCCUCAGUCCAGUAUCUCCCCCAGUCCAGUAUCUCCCUAGUCCAGCAUCUCCCUCAGUCCAGUAUCUCCCUCAGUCCAGUAUCUCCCUCAGUCCAGUAUCUCCUUAGUCCAGCAUCUCCUCAGUCCAGUACUCUCAGUCCAGUAUCUCCCUUAGUCCAGCAUUCUAGUCCAGCAUCACCCUCACCAGUAUCUCCUCGCCAGCAUUCCCUCAGUCCAGUAUCUCCUUAG